Xenopus laevis (African clawed frog) is the source of this 1365-nucleotide messenger RNA. It is a transcript of the gene nme6.L, whose product is annotated as NME/NM23 nucleoside diphosphate kinase 6 L homeolog. NCBI's taxonomy places the organism in Eukaryota, Metazoa, Chordata, Amphibia, Anura, Pipidae. Gene Ontology annotation, biological process: CTP biosynthetic process; UTP biosynthetic process; negative regulation of cell growth. Gene Ontology annotation, cellular component: mitochondrial matrix; mitochondrion; mitochondrial inner membrane. The record is from RefSeq and is a predicted model, not a curated record. Gene Ontology annotation, molecular function: nucleoside diphosphate kinase activity. The transcript is spliced from 6 exons. The coding region runs from base 150 to 689 and encodes 179 amino acids.
GGCAUAGGGGCCGAUCAUUGGCUUCCCCAUCCUAGCAGUUCCUCUGGAGAAAGCCUGACACGUAGAGAGCGCAUGCGCAUAGUUGUUUCCGCGCUUCUUACCGCGCUCAUCAUCAAGCGUCUAGGGUCAGGCAGAAAGAGGAUGUGAUCAUGUCCUCGUUUCGCUGGGUUCGACCUCUUCAGCUCACAUUAGCUUUGAUUAAACCUGAAGCUGUAGCCCAUCCAGUUAUUUCUGAGGCAGUACAUCAAAAGAUUUUGGAAAACAACUUUUUGAUAUUGAGACGUAAAGAGCUUCAUUGGAGAUCCACUGAUUCGCAAAGGUUUUAUUGUGAGCACACAGGGCGAUUUUUCUAUCAACGACUAGUGGAGUUUAUGUCAAGUGGACCCAUGCAGGCAUAUAUUCUGGCACAUGAAGAUGCCAUCCAGUUAUGGAGGAAUGUAAUGGGGCCAACCAAAGUGUUCAGAGCAAGGAUUGUGGCUCCUGGAACUGUGCGGGGAGAUCUGGGACUGACUGAUACCCGUAAUACCACACAUGGGUCUGAUUCAGUUGAAUCGGCUCACCGUGAAAUCACAUUUUUUUUCCCUGAGUUCAAUACAAGCAAUUGGUAUGAGAAGCAAGAACCUCGCUACAGAACGGAGCCAGUAUACUAUGAUGAAGAACGAUUAGAACAUCGGCUUGCAGAGGAGUGAAGGGAACUACAAGGAAAACUGUGGUUUUUUUUUUGUCUCUACCAUCAUGUCACAUAACAGACUGUUUUUAAAGUGUGUGGUUUUAGCAUGAAGAGGCUGUGUCCCUAGACUAGACAAAAUUAUGAAGGGGGUUCUGCUGUACACAUUUUUGCAGCAGCAUACGAAGAUCAAAGAAUAAUGGGAACUAUUUUAUGCCUCUCUUGGAGGAUUUUGAGUUUGACCCCAUUCCCUGAGUCCAGUAAUGGAUAACAUUAAGGGCCUGAAUGCUGCCUACUCAAAAGGGCACCACUUUAAAUUUUAUAUUGGUGAUGGCCCAAGACAAAAUAUUUUAAUAAAAUAAACAUAUCCACAUUUGACAAUUAGCACAGGGUUAAAUGAGAGUGAGCGCAGAAGGGCCACAUGUGCGUUCCAAGAUGCUUGUUGGGCUUCAUUGCCUUUUAAACGUGUAUUGAACGUUUUGGCCAACCUUGCACUGAAACAGAUUACAGGACUCCUUUGUGAUCCAAACCAUGCACAGUGUGCAUUUUUGCUUUUCUUCCCUUGAAUCCUGCCUAAUAGUGAUCUAAGGUGGUGUUCCACCAGACACGAUUGUGUUGUGGACAGUGUGUUAAAGGAGAAGGAAACUAACUAAGCCUUAUCAGAAAGGUCCACCUAAAUAUACCAGUAAACCCUCAAA